AUGGGCGUCGUCAGCAGUUGCUGUGAAUCCUGUUUCCGCUCGAGGAGAUCUCAGCAGUACGAGCCUCUUCUUCUCGAGAACGAACGAGAGGCAGUCGCAGACCUUCUCCAAUAUCUAGAGAACCGCACAACCACCAACUUCUUCCAAGGCUCACCGCUCACCGCAUUAACUACCCUCUCUUUUUCCGAUAAUGUCGACCUGCAGCGCAGUGCUGCACUUGCAUUCGCCGAAAUUACUGAGAAGGAAGUGCGCCCUGUGGGUCGGGAUACGCUUGACCCAAUUCUCUUCCUCCUAAGCAGCCAGGACACGGAGGUGCAGCGUGCUGCUAGCGCCGCCCUCGGAAACUUGGCCGUUAACACUGAUAACAAGCUUCUCAUCGUGAAACUCGGAGGCCUGGAGCCACUCAUUCGCCAAAUGCUGAGCCCAAACGUCGAGGUGCAGUGUAACGCCGUAGGCUGUGUCACAAACCUUGCGACACAUGAUGAUAACAAGACGAAAAUCGCCAAGUCAGGCGCACUUGUUCCGCUUACUCGGUUAGCACGAUCCAAGGAUAUGCGCGUUCAAAGAAAUGCAACUGGGGCCCUGCUAAAUAUGACCCACUCAGAUGAGAAUCGACAGCAACUUGUAAAUGCGGGUGCCAUCCCCGUGCUGGUGAGCUUGUUGAAUUCAAUGGACACAGAUGUCCAAUACUAUUGCACGACUGCGUUGAGCAAUAUCGCUGUCGAUGGAGCAAAUAGAAAGAAACUAGCACAGAGCGAAUCAAAGCUCGUAACGAGCUUGGUAGCCCUUAUGGAUAGCCCAAGUUUAAAGGUUCAGUGUCAAGCUGCCCUUGCUCUACGGAAUUUGGCUAGCGAUGAGAAAUACCAACUAGAAAUCGUCAAAGCUGACGGUCUUACUUCACUUCUCCGACUGCUCCAGUCUACGUACCUCCCACUCAUCCUGUCAUCUGCUGCAUGUGUCCGUAACGUCUCCAUCCAUCCACAGAACGAGUCCCCUAUUAUCGAUUCCGGGUUCCUGCAGCCGCUUAUUAACCUUCUGUCAUUUAAAGACAAUGAGGAGGUUCAAUGCCACGCCAUUUCCACACUGCGUAAUCUUGCUGCCAGCUCGGAGAAGAAUAAGACGGCGAUCGUGCAAGCAGGCGCAGUGCAGAGCAUUAAAGAACUCGUGCUGGAGGUGCCAAUGAACGUGCAGAGCGAAAUGACUGCCUGUGUCGCCGUGUUGGCCCUGAGCGAUGAGCUCAAGGGCCAAUUACUUGAGAUGGGUAUUUGUGAAGUGCUUAUUCCUUUGACAAAUUCACCUAGCUCAGAAGUCCAAGGCAACAGUGCUGCUGCCCUUGGUAACCUAUCAUCGAAAGACGGCCGAACUGCAUCUGAUGACUAUUCUGCAUUUAACGACGUAUGGGAAAAACCUGAUGGCGGCAUGCACCGAUACCUUUACAAUUUCUUGACGAGCGUAGACGCCACCUUCCAGCACAUUGCUGUUUGGACGAUCGUGCAGCUACUGGAAUCGGGAGAUCCUCAAUUAAUUAGCAAUAUCCGCCUUUCUGGCCUUUUGAACCCCUCGAUCAGGCAGCUCGCACUGUCACGUACACCAUCGGCAACGUCUUCCGUUGGUACGCCUCGCUCGCACCGGUCACAAUCGCAAUCAUACGCAGAUACAGACACCGGUGAUGGUCAGGGGGAGAUCCAGCUGCUUGCACGGCGGAUUCUAGAGUUCGUUGAUGGGGAUGUUGAUGGGGGACUUCCGCGAAGCGUGGCCGGGUCUCACAUGGCAGGGUCUUCUGUCAGCAGUGCCAGGGACGAGGAACUCAGAAGGAGCGUGCGAGAGGCGUUUUCGACUGGUUCUCACCACUAG
Suillus subaureus is the source of this 1854-nucleotide messenger RNA. RefSeq names its product vacuolar protein 8. Gene Ontology annotation, cellular component: fungal-type vacuole membrane. Bases 1 to 1854 code for a protein of 617 amino acids. The record is from RefSeq and is a predicted model, not a curated record. The transcript is spliced from 9 exons. Gene Ontology annotation, biological process: nucleus-vacuole junction assembly; vacuole inheritance. NCBI's taxonomy places the organism in Eukaryota, Fungi, Basidiomycota, Agaricomycetes, Boletales, Suillaceae. Gene Ontology annotation, molecular function: protein-membrane adaptor activity; protein binding.